AUGGCCUCUUCCGAUGUGGAGUUCCGUUGCUUCGUUGGUGGCCUAGCCUGGGUCACUGACGACCAGUCCCUCGAGAGGGCCUUCAGCCAGUUCGGCGAGGUCGUGGAGUCAAAGGUAUGGUGGUCGGAUUACCUUGGGGCUUUUCUAUCAUUUCGUCAGAUCUGGCUGUAUCUGAUGGCGAUCUGUCCCUCGCUGCUCCCCCGCAGGUUAUCAAUGACAGAGAGACCGGGAGAUCGAGGGGCUUCGGCUUCGUCACCUUCAGCGACGAGAAAUCUAUGCGGGACGCCAUCGAGGGGAUGAACGGCCAGAACCUCGACGGGAGGAGUAUCACCGUCAACGAGGCCCAGUCCCGUGGAAGCGGCGGUGGUGGCGGUUUCCGCAGCGGUGGCGGUGGCUACGGCGGCGGCGGCGGCGGCUACGGCGGCGGCGGUGGCGGUGGCGGCUACGGCGGCCAGCGUCGUGAAGGAGGCGGCGGCAGCGGCGGUGGCUACGGGCGCGGUGGAGGCCGCGACCGUUAUGGCGGCGGCGGCGGCGGGGCCGGAUCUGACCGCUAUUCCAAAGGUGGCGGCGGCGGCUCGGACGGGUACUGGAGGCAGUAA
Molecule: messenger RNA, 599 nt
Organism: Spirodela intermedia
Lineage: Eukaryota; Viridiplantae; Streptophyta; Magnoliopsida; Alismatales; Araceae
Source: the annotation of a GenBank genome assembly